AAAACCGCUCUCUUUCUUCCGGGUCAUCAUUUUCUCACCACACAAACAGCUCCAAAAACAAUAGUAAAAACAGAUAAUUUUCUUCUGUUAUUUUCUCUUUCCACUUUUUACUUGUCCUCCUUCUAUGGCUAUUGAUAAUGUUUCUAUUGUGUUCUUUGUCUGCCCUUUGUAUGGCUAAUCAUUACCUUCUUGGGUCUCUUCAUUUUCUGGGUAUCACUCAUUCUCUCCCAUUUCUUUACAUUGCAUAUGAUCUGUUUGUUUGAAGGUCUGUGAGGCUUUUUCUCUGUUCUAUUGCUAUUCUUGCCCAUUUCUUGUUUUUUGAGGUCUUCAAACAAUGGGUUUGGAUGAAGACAAUGUCACCUCUGAAACAAAACCAACCCAACCAAUGCAGAGUCAUAGCAGACAGCCAAGUGAGACUUCUUGUUAUGCCACAGAGGAUGAAGAAAAGGGUAACAAGGAGGAUGAAGAAGAAGAAGCUCGUCUACAAUUGGGUCCCAUUUGCAGUAUCAAAGAGCAUCUUGAAAAGGACAAGGAUGAUGAGAGUUUGAGGUGGUGGAAAGAACAGCUUCUUGGCAGUGUCGAUGUCAAUGUGGUUGAAGAAACUCUAGAACCUGAUGUCAAGAUUUUGAGCCUUACUAUCCUUUGCCCUGGUCGACCUGCUCUUGUUCUUGAGAUUCCUGCCAAUGGGGACCCCAAAGGAGUGUGGUUUACACUGAAAGAAGACACCUGUUACCAUCUGAGAUUCUCCAUUCGGGUCAGCAACAAUAUUGUUUCUGGCCUGAGGUACAUUAACACUGUUUGGAAAACUGGUCUCAAGGUUGACAGCUCGAAGCAGAUGCUUGGAACCUUCGGUCCUCAGGCUGCGCCUUACAUACAUGAGAUGCCAGAAGAGACUACCCCCUCUGGAAUGUUCGGAGGAGGAUCAUAUUCAGCAAAAACAAAGAAAUGUGAUGGAUUCUUUCCAUACCUUGGGUGGAGGCUAGUGUGAGGAAGAGAAGGAAAAUGGGGUGGUCUUUGGGGUCCUUGGUUUUGAUGUGGAUCAUUUGGCAGGAGCAAAAAUGUCUUUGAUUCUUGAAGGUCUGGAAGGGCCCAUCUUUAAAUUAAAUAGCAGAUUUUUGCCUUUAUUGUAUAGUUGAUUUUUGGAUGUUGUAGAGCCGUCAUGACCCCAUUUUUGGAUUUUGAACAGUCUUUUGAGUGAUUUUGAUGUGUAUUAAGGAUUUUUGCUUUUCCUUAUAUUGUAUAGGGUUGCCUUCCCCUUGAUGCUUUUUGCAUACGGAUGGCACACAGGUCCUUUCUUAUUAAAUCUCUACUCAUAAAAAAGAAAAAGAAAAAGCAAAGACCUUCGUUUA
Camellia sinensis is the source of this 1349-nucleotide messenger RNA. NCBI's taxonomy places the organism in Eukaryota, Viridiplantae, Streptophyta, Magnoliopsida, Ericales, Theaceae. The record is from RefSeq and is a predicted model, not a curated record.